Molecule: messenger RNA, 1020 nt
Organism: Nicotiana tabacum (common tobacco)
Lineage: Eukaryota; Viridiplantae; Streptophyta; Magnoliopsida; Solanales; Solanaceae
Source: RefSeq, a predicted model, not a curated record
AUGGUGGAAGGGGAAACUCUUCAAAAUCCAGAAGAUAUUGAGAGGGAGAUCAUCAGAUUCUAUAAGAAUUUAUACAUUAGAGAAGAGGAAUGGAGGCCAUCAGUAACUAGUAGGAACCAUCCAAGGAUCUCAUCAGAAGAUAAUUCAAUGCUUCAAAGUCCAUUUGAAGAACAUAAAAUAUGGGACAGUGUGAGGGCAUGUGCAGGAGACAAAGCACCUGGUCCUGAUAGGUUCUCAAUGGCUUUCUUCAACAAGUGUUGGGAGGUAGUCAAGGAUGAUGUGGUUCCAAUUUUUGUGGCUCUAAUUCCAAAAAAGGUGGGGGCCAAAGAAUUAAGAGACUUCAAGCCUAUCAGUUUGAUAGGCAGUAUAUACAAGACAAUUUUAAAGCUUCUAAUUGAGAAACUCAAAAAGGAUGAGCUUCAGAGAAAGGUGGAUUGGUUGGAUACGAUCCUGUAUUUCAACAGUAAGCUUCUCAAUCCUGAUCAAUGGGGCCCAACUGGUUUUUUCCAAUAUCAGAGGGGGCUAAGACAAGGGGAUCCUCUUUUCCCCUUUCUGUUCAUUAUUGCCAUGGAAGGACUAAAUGACCUGGUAAAGGUAGCACAAACAAAUGAAUGGAUCAGAGGCUUCAAAGUGAGUAGUAGAGCUAAUAGUAACAUGAGGAUAUCACACUUGCAGUACGCUGAUGAUACCUUGGUGUUUUGCGAAGCUGAAAGUGAACAUGUAAAGAUUCUGAGGGUGAUCUUCAUUCUAUUUGAAGCUUUUUCCGGGCUCCACAUUAACUGGCAGAAAAGUUUCAUCUGCCCAAUUAAUGAGGUGCCAGGUAUCCAAAACUUGGCCAACAUUCUGGGGGGGACAGUAGGGGAGCUUCCAACUGUUCAUUUGGGGAUGCCUUUGGGUGCAAAAAGUAAGGCAAAAGGCAUAUGGAACAAUGUAUUAGAGAAAUGUGAGAGGAAAUUAGCAAAUUGGAAGAAUCAAUAUCUAUCCAUGGGGAAAACUUACUCUGAUCAACUCUGUGCUUGA